AUGCUUCUACAACCGCCGCGCCGCGCCGCGCCGCAAUGUGGUGAGCCUCCCAUCAUCGUUCGGCAUCCUCACUAUCCUGAACACCAGCGUACUUUGCUCCGUUUCCCUAGGCUGGAUGCUGCUUCGAGACGCGAUGAAGUCGACUGUGAAUACACGUAUGGUGUCCACCACGGAACAGUUUUGUCAGCCUGUCAGAUCAUUACAGGUAAUGCUUCGACCGCGUACCUGAGUCGUGAUCACCGUGGAAAGAUGCCUGUGAGGCUUAGCUACGAUGGCAUAUUGACGUAUGGACAAUAUUUCCUUCAUGUUCCCCAAGGAUAG
Molecule: messenger RNA, 321 nt
Organism: Fusarium mangiferae
Lineage: Eukaryota; Fungi; Ascomycota; Sordariomycetes; Hypocreales; Nectriaceae
Exons: 2
Coding region: 1-321 (106 amino acids)
Source: RefSeq, a predicted model, not a curated record